AUCUCCUGCUUUUCCCACCCCCCAGCCACUCCAGCGCUCUUCAUCCAGGAAUGCUGUCGAAGAAAGUCCGUUAGACAGAACUACUGGACUGGAGCUACCCAGAACAAGAGACGAAGAAAACCAGAAGGAAACAGUGAGCUCAGACAGAGUGGUUUCAGUGUAUGACAGUCAAAAUGAGAGUGACAGUUUACAGCGAGGAAAGAAAAGAGAGCUGAGCGGGCAAGAAAGGGUGGCAAGUAGGAGAACAGGAGGAAGAAAAAGCAAGAGAGAAAAGAAGUGAAGUAAAAACAAAAAGCAAAGGGAGGUACAGUAAAAACGCCUUGCAGCACUUUCUUUCUUUGUCGCUUCCCCUUUCGGCGAAGAAGCAAAGGAAGACUUUUUGAAAGGUUCAGGGGGAGGAGAAGCAGUGUGAGAGCCUCAUCUCUGAGGAGCGAAGUCACGCUUCAGAAGAGUCAGCAGGAGAGGAAGACUGACUGUCUUCAGGGGCAGAGGGACACAUGAAAGGGACUUUAUAACUCUGCUACACAAACACAGGGGCAAUUAGCUGGUCACCAGAUAACACUGAGCAGAUAGCACUGGCACAAAAAAAACUGCCCCAAGAUAAAAAACCAAAAGCCAAGUGACUGAAGAAGAAGAUCAGUGCAGAACACGACAGACAUACUGAAAAACACACCAACAAAGACAAAAAGAGGGAGAAAAGCGGAAGAGCACUGGCUUCUCCAGUGUCCUCACAUACCCCCAUCUUCCACCCCCUGGUCUCCUAUCCCCUCUCAGCCGAGAUGAUGAUGUAUUUCUGGGGUAACCAAGAGGCCCCAGCUCCCCCUGAAGCCAUGGCCCAACCGUUCCCGCCAGCCCCGUAUCCCCCUCCACCACAGAAUGGAAUCCCCACUGAGUACGCCACGUCCCACACCCACCCACCGGCUGACUACACAGGACCAAGCACGGUGGCUGAGCAUGCCCUGACGCUGUACACGCCAACACACACACAGAGUGAACAGCCAGGGACUGACAGCAACACCCCCGCCCUCACUGCCAACACAGUAACGCAAGCAGAGGAGGUUGUGCAGACGGAUGGCUCCCAGCAGCUCCACCUGCAAACCAGUGAUUCGUCUGAGAAGCAGCAGCCCAAGAGGUUACACGUCUCCAACAUCCCUUUCCGUUUCCGAGACCCUGACCUCCGGCAAAUGUUUGGGCAAUUUGGCAAGAUUUUAGAUGUGGAGAUUAUUUUCAAUGAGCGAGGAUCCAAGGGCUUUGGGUUUGUAACAUUUGAAACGAGUGCAGAUGCUGACCGUGCACGGGAGAAACUAAAUGGUACAAUCGUAGAGGGACGCAAAAUAGAGGUAAACAAUGCCACAGCCAGAGUAAUGACCAACAAAAAGGUGGCAAACCCUUACACAAAUGGCUGGAAGCUGAAUCCAGUGGUUGGAGGGGUAUAUGGUCCUGAAUUUUAUGCAGUUACAGGCUUUCCAUACCCUAGCACGGGAGCAGCCGUGGCCUAUAGAGGGGCCCAUUUGAGAGGGAGGGGUCGGGCUGUCUACAACAUGUUCCGUGCGGCACCUCCUCCUCCACCGAUCCCUGCCUAUGGAGCUGUGGUCUACCAAGAUGGCUUUUAUGGGGCAGAAAUAUAUGGAGGGUAUGCAGCUUACAGAUAUGCCCAGCCAGCUGGUACUGCUGCCGCUGCUUACAGUGACAGUUAUGGCAGAGUCUAUGCAACAGCAGACCCAUAUCACCAUACGAUUGGUCCUACAGCCACAUACAGUGUGGGCACUAUGGCUAGCCUUUACAGAGGAGGGUGCAGUCGCUUCACUCCCUACUAGAAAAGAGGGAGGCACGCCCCCUUCCUUUCCCCGCAAAACAGAUAAAAAAAAUAAAAUCUCUAAAUAACCGUCUGCACACUCUUCAUGGAAAACUAAAACCAAAAUGUUUCUAGGUGGCAAAUCUGACCCGAAAUACAACAUCCUCAAGAUGCUUCCCCCUUUUACACAGUCUACAUUUAUUGAUGUAGUGUACUUAUUUUGGAAAAGAACAUUUUGUUACUUUGUGUUAACAUGAAUGUAUUUUCAUUGAAAUAUCUAUAGUAGUGGGAAAAGACAACACUGGUCAAUGUGAACACAGCGAGGAAAGAGCUGAAAUAGAGAUGUCUCCCUGCUUCUCACUCUUUUCCUCUCAAAGUUAUUGGUCUGCAGCUCAGCUCCUGUGAGGUGGUAUCUUGCAUUAGUUUUAAUUCCAUCUAAUUUCCCUUCUUUUAUUGUUUGGAUUAGUCAUUUCCCCCAUAUACAUUAAAGACCACUAAUGUUCAGCAAUUCCAGUUUAAGCAACAAAUUUCAGAUUGGAUUUAUUAAGUAAAUGAUACAGCCAUUCCACCCCCUGAGAGAACUGGUUUCUUUCUAAGUGAGUCAAUAACUGGAGUUGCAUUUCAGACUGACUUAAUGGGACUCAGAGCUGUUCAGCCCAAAGGAGGUGAAACUGUAAAAAAAGUGUCUACCAGGAAGUGGUGCAUUAUAAAACCCAGAAGGUGAGAGGAAGAUCAUGAUGUAUUACUGGAUUCGAAUGCAGGAGGAAGUGAUGUAUAGCAAGGUGUGGAGCAAAGAGCUAUGGGAGUCAUUGCAAAAUGGGCAGCAGUGUGUUAGAACCAUUGAUUGUUGGCAUAGUGCCAGAGGCAAGAGGUAUCCCAUUACUGCUGAAUGGCUUUAAAGGAGAAAACCACAUUAUUUCCACACAAUGGUUUUCAUUGUUUCAUGUCCUCACGUCCUGCACAUACUCACAAUGAUACCACAUAUGCUAUGUAUUUUAUAAAAUAUUUUUGGUUUCUUAGUGAUUGCAGAAUGUGAUCUUAUCUUUUGUUAUCAAACUUACAACCUAAUACCUUGUCCUCGUUAAAGUUGCAUUAAUGAUUAUCUGCUUACUAGGAGACAGGGAACAUAUGAAAGCAUCCUGGAGGAUAUAAACACCACCUACCACAGGUUGACACUGUUAUGAUUAAUGUAUUAGCCAUAGCAACACAUAAGUAUUAAUUUGGAGUAAUAUUUCUAUCCACCAAAUGAAUAUCCAAUAAUCUAAUAUUCACUGUCAAUUUUGCUCUGGUAUGGUCUACUCCUGCUUCAAAAAUCUGACUGGUCUACCAGCAACCAUACUCCAGCAUUUUAUGUAACUUAUCCAGGUUUUAAAUUCAAAGCUAAGUUUAUUUUAUAUAAGUAAGAUGUUUACACUUUUUUAUUAUUAUUGUUGGCAUUGUAAAUGAACUACUACAAGAGUUUCACAAAGAUGGUUUUGCAUAAAUAGGCUAAAAUGGAGGAAUCCUGCAUGUAGCUCUGAAUCGAUUCUCUCCUGUCCCCAAGCAUCUGUCUUUGCUCUGAGGAAACACAACAGAGGCAGACAGCAAUUCGUAAUGUUUCCCUUCACCCAUAAAAACAGCCUCAGACCAUUUUAUUGGAUGUCACGUAAAAGAAGGAAAUACAGGAUACUCAAUGCAAACUCUAGAUCACUCGCUCACUUCAGUUUGAUUAGUUUUUUGUUAGAUGAGUUGUCACCCCGUGCCUUAAUUCAAGACCAAUAAAAACAAAGAAAGAAACACAAAAAAAAGCAGUGAAGUCAGUGCAUGGACAGAUGUUCAGAUCAGUCAUUUCAAUUGAACCUCUUUUGUAUCAGUUGCAGCUUGAAAUAACUUUUCAAUCUGUUUUCUUUUCAUUUUCAACUGGAAGAUGAACUCUUGGAAACAGAAUACAAAAACACACUGUUACAAGUUCAGUGGCACUGAGAAGUCCGUAAUGAGAGUAGUUGGAAGAGUUAAGAAAUGAGACCACAGGCCAGAAAAGCCUAAGAGGUUUUGGAAGUGUUCCAGACAAUGUGAAAAUAAUAAUUAUUAAUAAGGGCUUAAUUCACACCAAGAAAGCCCAGCUCUGGACCAGUUUAAUUCUAACAGAUAUUUACUUUCCUGAAAGAAGUAACCUACCUUCAAUAGGCUUGUGUGUUAAUGUAUAAAGGAGAUUACAGCCAAUCUGAAGCUGACAUCUGAGAUCCCAGUGAUCAGACCAGCAGCUUGCCACCUUUCGGUCUGACAGUACUAAAAUUUGCUCAAAACAUGGGCCCAUAUAUUCCUAGGUACAGCUUAUAGGUGAUCACAGUUGGUGCCAGCAGCUCUUUUCACAAAUGACAGUCACAAAUUGCAGAUGAAUGUGGGAGUCCUACACUCUUCUUGCAUUUUCUUGCAUUGAACACAGUAUGGUGUUUCUUCUGAUUAGCUAAAUGCAGACUGUAUACGCCAAUCAGCCAUAACAUUAUGACCACCUGCCUAAUAGUGUGUACACAGGGGUCAAUGCUGCAGUUGGUUGGCACUGGUGUUGCUCUGAGGCUCACAGUGCAUCUUGUGUGACUCUGUUUGCUUCCAUAGUUACUGUCAGAAAAAGUGCUAAUGUGGCUGUAAUUUGCUGAUAAAAAAAAAUAUGUAAAAUGAGUGAAAACUGUGGUGUAGAGGACAAGUCAGAGAUAAUUUUUUAGACAAACUCAACAGCCUUCCCACUCCAGGUGUGAUAUCACCACUAUAGGUGCUGAAUG
Molecule: messenger RNA, 4554 nt
Organism: Monopterus albus (swamp eel)
Lineage: Eukaryota; Metazoa; Chordata; Actinopteri; Synbranchiformes; Synbranchidae
Product: RNA binding protein fox-1 homolog 3-like
Exons: 12
Coding region: 780-1817 (345 amino acids)
Biological process (GO): regulation of alternative mRNA splicing, via spliceosome; nervous system development
Cellular component (GO): cytoplasm; nucleus
Molecular function (GO): mRNA binding
Source: RefSeq, a predicted model, not a curated record